This is a messenger RNA of Cannabis sativa, 884 nucleotides long. RefSeq names its product protein PARALOG OF AIPP2-like. Bases 198 to 578 code for a protein of 126 amino acids. NCBI's taxonomy places the organism in Eukaryota, Viridiplantae, Streptophyta, Magnoliopsida, Rosales, Cannabaceae. The transcript is spliced from 2 exons. The record is from RefSeq and is a predicted model, not a curated record.
AAACCAUUACUCUUUAUAUUUAAGUCUGCCUCUCCCUAUUUUCCCUUUCCUCCUCCCUAGCUAACUCUAGUCACCUCUCUCCUCUUUCUCUUAGUUUCUUUGUGUUAUUUCAUGAGUAGAAUAGAUAUUUAUACCAGUAUAAGUUGUUAAAUAAAACUUUUUGAAGGAAAUUUAGGGGAUUCUUUUAUCGGUCAGCAAUGGUGGAUAUACAGACGGUAUGCUGCAUGUGCGGUGAUGUGGGUUUCCCUGACAAGCUUUUCCGCUGCAACAAAUGCCGCCACCGCUUCCAACACUCGUACUGCAGUAACUACUACAGCGAAUACGCUGAGGCGACGGAAGUGUGCGAUUGGUGCCAAAGUGAAGCGAAAAGCACAAGAUAUGGUGGUUCUUCUAAAAAGUCGACGGUGGCUACGGCCACAACGGCAAACGAAUCGAGAGUUUCAAGCAGGUCCGAGUACAACGGGGAUAAAAUCAAGCAACACGACCGCGAUGAUAGCGCCGGAAGGAGCACUAGUGGUGCUCCGUCACCAAGACCAGCCACUCGCAGGUACAAGCUUCUCAAGGAUGUUAUGUGUUAAAAGAUUAUAUUUAGUUGUAGCUAGAAAUAUUAUUAAUCUAAUUAUAUAGUAGGAGUUUCCUUAAUUCUAUAUUUGAGUGCUUAAUAUUUUUCCUUCUUUUGUUCUCGUUUCUUUUUAUGGGUGUCUAAUGUCUAUCCAUCUACCUAAUGGAAUUUCACUUUUCUCAGUAAAUUGUUUACAAAUAAUGUAAUUUACGCGUGUUUUGUUUACCCAGAUUAUAAAUAGCAGGAUAAUGAUCAGGCUCUAUAUAUAUUGAUCCCCCUUUUUUCGCAACAAUUAAAUAUAAGAGAAAAGUAUUAUUAUUUA